Messenger RNA from Gamsiella multidivaricata, 1089 nucleotides. Its product is annotated as nucleophile aminohydrolase. Lineage: Eukaryota; Fungi; Mortierellomycota; Mortierellomycetes; Mortierellales; Mortierellaceae. The transcript is spliced from 5 exons. The record is from RefSeq and is a predicted model, not a curated record. Gene Ontology annotation, cellular component: proteasome core complex. Bases 131 to 955 code for a protein of 274 amino acids.
GUGACGCGUCCCCUUCCACCCCUCCACUUUCAGCCCUUUGACAUUCAGUACCCAUUACCCUAAACCCUCUUCACCACUCGUUGUCAAUCACCCUCUCAGCUCCUUCACCGCACAGCAAACAAGAACCACUAUGGACCACUUCCCAACAAACUGGGGAAACCCUCGCUCGGAGGACGUCGACAACUAUAACACCUACCCGGUCGCAUCCCAUGUUGCUAAGGUGCCCCACAGUGUCACUCAAAUCGCAGGUUAUGGCCACUCUAACGGCCACCCUACAUCUCAUACCCAACAGCCAGUGGUCACAGGAACGUCAGUGCUAGGAAUCAAGUACAAGGGCGGUGUUAUGAUGGCUGCAGAUAACCUGGCAUCCUACGGAUCUCUGGCUCGCUUCCGUGAUGUGGAGAGGUUGCACAAGGUCACCGAUUUCACGGUCAUUGGCGCCAGUGGAGACAUUUCCGACUUUCAAUACGUCAAGCACCUCCUUGACGCUCAAAUGAUCAAGGAAUACAACGCGGACGACGGCCACACGUUAGCGACUCCCAACAUUUAUGAGUAUCUCUGGCGUGUCAUGUACAACCGUCGCUCAAAGAUGAACCCUCUUUGGAACACAUUUGUGCUCGGAGGUGUUCACAAGGGCGAGAGAUUCUUGGGAGCCAUUGAUUUGAAGGGAACGCCUUACCAAUCAGCAUCGAUCGCCACUGGAUUCGGAUCUCACCUCGCUCAGCCCAUUUUGCGCAAGGAACUCGAGACGCGUGGAGGCGAGGACAACAUCUCAGAGGAGGAUGCUGUCGAAAUUUUGAAGAAGAGCAUGAAGGUUCUCUUUUACAGAGAUGCCAGGAGCAUGAACAAGUUCCAACUGGCCAAGAUCACAGAUCAGGGAGUAACGAUUUCGGAGCCCAUGUCCGUGGAGACAGAGUGGGCCUUUGCCGAGAACAUUCGUGGAUAUGGCGCCUAAACUUUGUUCGUACCUACCGAUACACACAACAACAAAAUGGAUGGCAGUGUCAGUGCCUUUCGCCAGCGAAACGCCAGAACGGAGGCAGGCAAUGCAGUACCUCGCCAAUAAACAUGAACAAAAUGAACCGGGUG